Rosa chinensis is the source of this 1651-nucleotide messenger RNA. RefSeq lists its product as uncharacterized. Gene Ontology annotation, biological process: proteolysis. NCBI's taxonomy places the organism in Eukaryota, Viridiplantae, Streptophyta, Magnoliopsida, Rosales, Rosaceae. The record is from RefSeq and is a predicted model, not a curated record. Gene Ontology annotation, molecular function: cysteine-type peptidase activity. The transcript is spliced from 10 exons. Bases 1 to 1527 code for a protein of 508 amino acids.
AUGCUAAAUGUAGAAGAUAGUGUCAAGGUAAGUGUUAAGAAGAUACUAGCAGAAGAGAAAGAAAAUAUCAUUGCUCAGGAAAGAGCCAAAUGGGAGUUGGAGAUGGAGCAACAAAUUGCUAGGGAAAGAGCCGCUUGGGAGGAAAGGUUUCAGAAGUUAGAAGCGAUGGUUAAUGGGAAAGAGAUGCCAGCUGACUCACCCAAACCUGUGACACCGCUGAAUGAUUUAGGCUCUGGCCAGGGCAGCUGUUCAAGGCAACUUGAAAAGGCUGGUUUGAAAGCUAUUGAAAUUGAAGCUGCCAAAACUGCCAAGAAGAAGUUAGAUUUAGGGGAGGACCAGCAGAAAGUAGUUGAGGAGAAUGAAGUCUUUGUGGAUGGGGAGCUGAACAUCAAACUAACCUCGAUUAUUGAGGAGGAAGUUAGAAAUUAUUUAACUCCGAAAAAAAAUGCAGUUGUGGAGCAAGUGCAAGUGCCUGUUCAGUCCGCCAAUAUUGUCCAGUCAGGGUGUAAACUUACGAUAGAUUCAUUGGACAACAUAGUGGUUGAAGGAACGAUCAUUCAAGUGGAUGUUGAGUCCUUAUUGAUCACCAAAUCUAUUGUUACUAAUGCUUUGCUACCAAUUCCUAUUAAUGAUGAGAUUCUGUUUGUCCGCUAUGCAAUUGGUACAUGCAUUGCUUGGCCUAGAGACUGGGUUAUACCCACUGCAGCUGAUGCAAAGCAAAAGCAUAAAAUUGUGAGGAGGAAAAAGAAGGAUAUAUAUGAUGAGGAUUUUGAUCAUGAUGAUUUGGACAAGCUGCCACCCAAUUUGCCUCCACCACUUAAGACAUUGGCCACAUGGGCUAAUGAUAACUUGAAGGAUGGGAUCACCAUCCACACAACCUUAGGCGAGGAAUUAUUUGGAUAUCUAAAAAAGGUCGCCAUCUUCAGAAGGGAUGUGUAUGCCAUGACCAACAUGAAGGAGGUUUCUGCCGGCUGCAUUGUGAUGUAUAUGAGCUUCCUUUAUCAAGUGUUGAAGAAAUCGAAGAUGCUUGAUAUGAUUGGCUUCGUAGAUCCUGCUAAUACUAGUGUCAUUGGCUGUGGAAAUCCGACUGAACGGGCUCGUUCUUUGUCAGUUUCUUAUGAAAGAGGGAAGCCUGGUCAGAUUUUUUUGGUCCCCUAUAAUUCAGGCUGUCAUUGGAUGUUGACGGUGGUGAACCCCACUGAAGAAGUUGUGUAUUUCAGGGAUCCGCUAAAGAGGCGACUCAUCACCGGUGAAUGGAGAACUAUUGUGGACAACUCCAUCAAAAUAUUCAAUGCACAAAAACAUAGGAAAGGCCGAAAGACAGUUCAAUGGAAAAAUUGUGCAGGCAUUCCGGAGCAGAUGGGUGAUAAGACUUGUGGAUAUUGGAUUAUGCAUUACAUGAGGGAUAUAGUGGAGGAUAAAAACCAAGAGUGGAGUGCUAAGUGGGAAAGAAAAGCAAAUCACUAUUACACAAUGGAGAAUGUUGAUGUUGUCCGGGCAGAGUGGGCAAAGAAUAGCCAAUUUUAAUUUCCAGAAUGCAUGCAUACCAAUUGUACAGGGGACUACUAAAAUGUGUCGUCACAAACUGCAAGCUACAACAAAAGAACACCAAAACGUGUGGUUGCAGCUGCAUAGACACAACACAAAAACC